Molecule: messenger RNA, 5834 nt
Organism: Mytilus trossulus (common blue mussel)
Lineage: Eukaryota; Metazoa; Mollusca; Bivalvia; Mytilida; Mytilidae
Product: endophilin-B1-like
Exons: 11
Coding region: 62-1225 (387 amino acids)
Biological process (GO): membrane organization
Cellular component (GO): membrane; cytoplasm
Molecular function (GO): protein binding
Source: RefSeq, a predicted model, not a curated record
UAUUGAUUCACUCCGUAAUAUGCGGAAGUGAGCGUAGGUGAACCCAAUCAAUAAGCUCAUUAUGGACACGAACUCUGGCUUAUUCAAAAUGAAGAAGUUUGCAGCAGAUGCUGGUACUCUAUUCAAUCGUGCAGUACAGUUUACAGAAGAAAAGUUGGGUCAAGCAGAAAAGACAGAAUUAGAUGCACACUUUGAAAAUUUAUUACAAAGGGCAGACAAGACAAAAAUCUGGACAGAGAAGGUUUUGAAACAGACAGAAUGCCUUCUACAACCAAAUCCAAAUGUUCGUAUGGAGGACUUUUUCUAUGAAAAACUUGACAAAAAGAAAAGAGACCGUGUUAGUCACCAUGAAUUACUUGGUCAGAUAAUGACAGAUGCUGGCAAUGAAUUCGGUCCAGGAACAUCAUAUGGUAACGCUCUAGUCAAGACAGGCGCAACACAAAUCAAUAUUGGAAAUGCAGAAAAAGAAUUUGUACAGUCCACUGCUAAUAACUUUCUACAACCUUUACGCAAUUUCUUGGAUGGAGAUAUGAAAACCAUUCAGAAAGAAAAGAAAAUACUAGAAACAAAGAGAUUAGAUUUAGAUGCUGCAAAAACAAAAAACAGACGUGCAAAAUCACAAAAUACCCAGCCAACCUCACGACCUCAGACUCUUGCCCUGAUCGAGGUUAGUCCAACGUCUCCAUAUGAGUGUUUCAGUGUUGUCAAAGAUGAUGCUGUAGCCAGAGCAGAAGCAGACUUACGGAUAGCACAGACAGAAUUUGACAGACAAGCUGAGAUUACUAAACUAUUGUUAGAAGGAGUUAACAGUGCUCAUGCUCAUCAUUUGCGAUGUUUAAAUGACUUCAUUGAAGCUCAGAUGACAUACUAUGCCCAGUGUCAGCAAUAUAUGGCUGAUUUACAAAGACAAUUGGGAAGUUAUUCUGUUGGUAGUGGGAACAGUUCAACAAAUUCCCUUGGACCAGGUAUCCCUAAUUCCACUCUCCCUGUUCAGCCAAGUGCACCCCCUAUGAUACACAUCACAGCUGCAACACCCAGUACAGAGAAAAAACAAGCUAGAGUUUUAUAUGAUUAUGAUGCUGCAGAUAAUUCAGAGUUAUCCCUCUUGGCUGAUGAGCUAAUAACAGUGUACAAAGUUCCAGGACUGGAUCCUGAUUGGUUAAUGGCAGAGCGGGGUUCACAAAAGGGAAAAGUUCCAAACACAUAUUUAGAAGUUUUAGAAUGAAUCACAUACAAAAUUACAUACUUUCAAUUUUUGUUAUAAACUGUAAAUUUAUGAAAAGUUACAGGAAAGGUUGAAUCACCACACAGUGUGAUAACAAGAGGCUUGAACAUCAAAGAUCAGAGAGAUGUUAUUUAUAUACAGAAAACAAGUUGAGCAUGUGAUAUAAACUCUUUCAAGAAAAAAUUUCCACUUUUUCUCAAAUUAUAUUAUGUUAUGUAUCAAUCAUUUUAAGAGUGCUAUUGCUAUGAUUUACCUUAAAAUUUUAGCAUUGAAAAAUCAAUGUUAUUUUGCACAAAAUUUGUAUCAUUUUAAAAGCUGUAUGAUAAAGCAAGAAGUCGUAGAAUUAUGUUACCUAUUUAUGUCAUAAAUUAAUUUUAUGGCGGCUGAUAACUGUUUUCCAAACAUUAAAUUAAAGAAAUUCAGUUUCUUUGGCAUAUUUAAGUAAAAAAAAAGCAUGAUAUUGAAUAUAAUGUUACUUAUGUUGAGAUAAACAAAUUAGUUCCCUUUAGUCAAGCAUUCAUGUUUUCUGUACAUGCAAUCAUACCAAAUCUUCUUUUUUUAUAUUUCAACUUUGUGUGCAUUUGUCUUAAAUUGUGAGAAGUUGGUUAAUACAACUUUGUGUUCAGAUGCUGUUUCAAGACAAUUUGCCAUACAAUAAAAAACUUAUUGUGUAAAUGCAUGUUUAGGAAUUUGACCAUGUACUUUUACCUGAAUGUUGACUAAUUAGCCUUCAAUCAAAUAACAUUUUGUACAUGUGCAUCUGUAGGGAGAUAACAAUCUUGCAUCUGUAGGGAGAUAACAAUCUUGCAUCUUGCUUUCUUUUGGUUUAAUUUUUUGUUGAAGUUCAGUACUCACUUAUAUUACAAAGCUAUAACAACCAUCCUACAAUCUCUGGAGUUUGAAUGCUCUUUAUUAUCUCUCAUCUAUCUUUUACAACUGAUCUACAUUUUACACUUUAUUUACUGAUAACAUUUGAAGUCUUGAGAUUACAGAACAUCAAAACUAUAUUGUAUUUAUCUUAUCAAUUCAGAGUUUGAAAACUUGAAAUGUGGUUUAUUUUUAUUAGCAGUAAUGGCUGAUACAUGGUGUUGUAAGAUCAAGAAUUAUCUCCCUUUCAGCAUUUUGAUUUGAUGAGUCUUCAAAUUUAUUUAUCUUUCGAUUUGUUUGAAUCCAGAAUGAAAUUAAUUAAUUUUUUAGACAGAAAUUAUUUUUUUUAGACUGCUCCAUGUUUUCUGGUCAUGCGUAACCUUUUGCAUGAAAUACUAUGUAGAUAUGCAUCCAUGGCCUGCUCAACCAAACCAUGAUUGAGAAUUGAGGCUUGAUGUUUCCUGAUGAUUCCAUCUGAAAUAUUUAUUGAGUAUAAGGUGGAUAUUUUUAUAUGAUAAACCACCAGAUGUGAUUCAGACAACUUUAAUUUCCUUGUAUUGAAUGUCUGUACAGAUAAGUGCUACUUGUACAUUAUUUUGAUGGUUGUAUCUGGUCAGUUUUAAGAUAUGCAUGCAAGGCAGGCAUUUGUUGGUAUUUUUAUUUAGUAAUUUUUGGUUUAAAAAAGACAUGCAACAUAUUGAUUUUUGUAUAACAAUGGCAAAAUGUUAAUCAAAGUAGUGAUAAUUAUUAUCCUAAAUAUAAAAACAGCACUUGCUGAGAUUUUUAGUUAUUCAAACCCUACUGUUAAACAAGGUAUCUAUUUACUUGAUGAAAAUAGGAAAUAGUUUUACUCAAUAUAUUGUAAUUAGUAAGUAAGACCUAACCAUUGCAGGUUUUGAAAAUUGAGUAAGAUAUAAGUAAGGGAUGUAACUAACAGUAUUUAUGACAAAAUCUGAGCUAAGAUUUGUUAGGUUAUUGAUUUUAUUGUACUAACAUUAUGUACAGUGUUGUGUUGAUAGUGCUCAUACUGUGUUUGGAACUUUUAUACUUGUUUGGACCCAUAUUCAUAUUGAAUUGUUAUUACUAAUGCUUAUGAUGAAAUUUCUGUACAUUAUAAUAAGUUUGAUACAUCUUAAAUUUAAAAAUAUUAAAGUAUUUCUCCCUUGCAAUUUAUAUUACUGAAGAAAAUACAUUUUGUAUUAAUACAGGAAAGAGGGCAAGCAUUUGAAAUUUCUACAAUUAAGUCAGCUUUAAAUAGCUAAGUUAUAAGCGUGUUAUAGUUGUCCUUAUAAAUAUUAAUCCGAAUUGAUUCAAAUUGGCUAAUUCAGAUUAUCUAAUUUGCAUUAAAAAUACGCUUUUGUCAAUAUGAAAAUAAAGUUAACAUCGUUUGGACAGUAAAGCAAAUUUGACACACAUUUUAAUUCGACUUAGAACUGACAUUACGACGUAAAACGUUUCGAAUGCAUAUUAAACUAAUUUGAAUUAGUUAAUGCUAAUCGAAUUCGAAUUACAUGUCAACUCAGCAUAACAUUCUAUUUUAAUCUAUCAUUAAGUGUGACAGAAAUGUUUCCCAGCUGUUUAUGUUUAAUAAAAAGACACCCAUUACUUUCUCAUCACACAGAAUAUUAAAAUGAGUAUGACAUGUAGAAUUUGAAGCACAAUGAUGUUUUUUUCUUCAUUAUAACAUUAUGAAGAUAUAAAUUAAAAAUUAAAACUAGAUUACUAUUUAGAUAAUACAUUACGUCAAUAACAACCAGUAGAAAUGUUAUUUUUUACUGUUUCUAUAAUGCAGAAAUUUCAUCAUCAAAGCAUAAAAGUGAAUGGUACAUUUAUAUUUAUAAGAUUUUAAAAUUUUAUUAUAUGUAUUUUUUUCUUGCUGCUUGAUUAUUGUUAGUGAGGGAUUUGUUAUUGAUUAUAUAUACAUGUUGAUAUGCAGGUAGACAUUCACAAAGCUUGAUAAACAAAUCAAUUGGGAAUUUGAAAUGGCUCAUUUACUUUUAAACAUCAGAAUUUUCAUUUUCAUUCUUUUCAAGUAUUUCAUUGGAAAAAGAUCCUCCUUAAAAAUAAAUAAAUAAUGUUAUGCUGUUAGUCAGACAUUUUGAUAGAGGGUGAAAAAAUGGUAAAAAAAUCCAAGUUAACAACUUUCUCAAACAAAGAAUAAUAUGACUUCUGAAAAGCUGUUGCCAUUGCAAAAUAAUGAGUAUUUACAUCAGUAUAAAACUUAAGCUUAUGUAGGCAUUUUUAAUGGGAAUAAGGUUAUUUCAGAAGCUUAGCUUUUGCUUGAUCAACCAAGUUCUUUAAGCAAAUUGAAAAAUAAAAUAAACAUGAAAAAGUGUUAUAAAUAUCGCUACUGUUACUUGUUUUAUAUUUGAAGCAAUAUUUAGGGAAAUGUUAUAUAAAUUUCAGCUUUUUUGCAUCACAAUUAUUAGAGUAUUAGUUGACCAAUUGAUUUGUUGUACGAGAGUAUUCAUAAAUAUGUUGAAUUGGUUUAUAAUUUUAGUUUCUGUUUUCAUGUGGUUACUAUACAGUCAUUUGACGAUCAUGUGGUUACUAAACAGUCAUGUGGCAUAAUGUUGCACAAUUUGGAGCUAGAUAGUUGAAAAUCUAGAGGUUUAUUAUAUUUAAUGUUAAUUCAGAGACUUUCAGUUUCAUCUUAAGGUUUUGAAUUAAUACUGAUGAGAUUCAAUGUAAAUUCAGUGCAAAAAUAAUUGUUAAAACUGCUAAAUUUGUUUAUCUAAGUGCUAUAUUGUCAGAGACAGCAAAAUGGUGGUGAAAAUCUUGUCAUGUUUUUAAGUAGUUAAUUGUAUAAAUUAAAAUGUGAUAUUUGCAUAUUAUGUAUUUUACCUAUUUUUUAACUUCGCAUCUGCUAUUAAUCCACAUAAGUUACUAAGAAACCAAUGUCAAUUGUAUCAUAUUUUUUUGCAUUGAAAAUUGUGUAUUAAGUUUUUUGGUAAAGGUUUUUUGUUAAUUUUACUACAUUUCAUUUAAUAUUCUCAUUAUACAUGUAUGACCAUCAAAAUUUAUUUGAGUAGUUACAUAUGGUCAAUGAUAACAUAUGGUUAGAAAUAAAUGUUUUUUCUUCUUCAAUGAAUCCAGUUGUUUUGUCAUCUAGAAACUAUGGAGUAGAUAUCAAAGUAAUGAACGUUAAUGUUUAUAAUAUAUGACUAGAAAGGUCUUUAUGAUUCAAACUUAAAAAUUAAUGCAUACUUGAUCGUUAACAUAAAAGUUAUGUUUUCAAAAUGGAUGCCUUUUUUUGAUCAUUAGGGCCACCAUAUUUUAACUUAUGAUUCAGUUGGUGGAGUUUUGGUAUAUGUAAUUUAUUUUAUUUAUAUAUGCACUAGAGUGAAAUUUUUUGAUUAUUUCAAAUUUUGUCUUUAUCAAAGUGUAAAUGGCAGUACAUAUUAUCUAAUGUGUAUGUUGCAAUACACGUUUUCUUUAGUGUAAGUGUCUGUACUUUUUAUCUUAACUGCAAGUACAAAAGCACAUUAUCUUUAUUGCAAGUGUAAAGGGCAAAACACAAAAAUAGUUGAUGUUUACUGUAUGUGCCACUUAAUGUAAAAGGUCACUUAUGCAUUUGGUGGCUACUAAUUAAUGUAUUAAAGUGCUUAUUAAUAAAAGUGUCCCUACAUGUAAACAUAAAGUUACUUACCUAAAAUGAGUGGUCACUGGUCAUACAAAUAGAUCAUGAGAUAUAGUUGAAUGAAAGAUACCUGUAUAUGAAAUAAAAAAUGUUAAAACCAAA